Nicotiana tabacum (common tobacco) is the source of this 871-nucleotide messenger RNA. RefSeq names its product putative F-box protein At3g61730. Gene Ontology annotation, cellular component: nucleus. Gene Ontology annotation, molecular function: protein binding. Gene Ontology annotation, biological process: reproductive system development. Lineage: Eukaryota; Viridiplantae; Streptophyta; Magnoliopsida; Solanales; Solanaceae. The record is from RefSeq and is a predicted model, not a curated record.
AUGCGCAUUGGAGCAUUUUCCUUUGACUCGCAAAAUGCACUCCUGACAAAUAAUUUGAUCCUUCCCUUGAAAAUCCAUAAGGGGAAGACAACAGAGAAGAUGUUGGAGUCAAAUGGGUGCUGUGUGGUCAGAAAUAUCAAGAGUGGAAUCUGGAUUUCUGAUUUGCAGCUUGUUCGUUGUCCAGUCUGUGACCUCAACACAUGUGAUGGAACAAUGCAGGUAUUAGAUGCAAGACAUAUUGAACUGUUCCUAAGUGAAGGAUACCAGGAUGGAAGCUGGGACUAUGAAUUACUGGGUUCCCACGAUGUGAAGAAGCAAGCUGAUGGAGCAUCUGCAGGUAUAUUUGAUAUCAAACAUCUCAAGGACUGCUCAACUUCUGCUGUCCUUAAUCUCAAGUCAUGGGUAGGAAAGCCCAAGGAUUGGCAACCAAAAGCUAUGAUAGCCCCUUAUGCAGUUGCAGUCAACACAAAUUUGCAAGAGAAUGAAGGUCUUCACAUAAAAUUCCAUACCAUGAAGUCCGGGAAGAAUGGUGAAAUUGUUUCAAUGAGAAUAUGUGAGCAGCUCCUGUGAUUUUGUCAAAUUCUGCCAAGUCUAAUCUUACUGUCUACAAAACCAUAGUUCAUUUUUCCAGCAAAUAUCAGCUAUAACUCCAUAAAUACAACAAGCAGCCCACUAUCGACAAGUUUCAGAUGGGUUGUAAGUUGUAACCCACCAAGUAUACCUAGCAAAUUAAAAGAAUAUAUAUACUAUUUGUUAGCAAAUGAUUCUUGUUUGUAAAAGUAUUACUUACUCGCCAAAUUAGCACAGGCAAAAUUCGUAAUCUGCAGCCUGAACUUUUUUUAUGGCUUAUUCUUUCUUGUCCUCUAACAGA